Messenger RNA from Tetranychus urticae (two-spotted spider mite), 1228 nucleotides. RefSeq lists its product as uncharacterized. The record is from RefSeq and is a predicted model, not a curated record. Gene Ontology annotation, molecular function: NADH pyrophosphatase activity; ADP-ribose diphosphatase activity; NAD binding. NCBI's taxonomy places the organism in Eukaryota, Metazoa, Arthropoda, Arachnida, Trombidiformes, Tetranychidae.
UAAAAAAAUUGAACACUUUUAUACUUCGGACACAGAUAGACAGAUUUAAUCAGUUAAUUCAUUGUUACUAGUAACUAAAUAAUCCCCUUCUUUUAAGAGAGGAGAUGGAUGAUAACCAAGAGAGAAAAAUGACAAGAAGGAGCAGAGAGGGAGAAGGUGUAGAGGAGACUUUGAAGGAUAGAUGUUUUCGUUUAAACGACCAUUCAAUUUAAUUGUACCAUUUAAAUUGUAUUUUUCAAGUUGCUCAAUAUCCGUUAAUGUUAGAAGGAUGAGUUCAUUUUUACCCAGUGACUAUAGUAUUGAUAGAUACAACGGUGUGAAUAUUGACCUGGAUAAAGUUUCUCAAUCGAUGCCCGAUGCAACUCAGGACUCUGCAAUUUUCCUCAAACUUCUCAAUGAUUCAUUGAAAGAAUGGCAUGAUAAAGGAUACCGAGCAAUUUGGUUUACUGUCAAGUUAGCUAAUUCCAAUUUAGUUCCUCUUCUCGUUAAGACUGGGUUUGAUUAUCACCAUGCAAAAUCAGGAUAUGUGACGUUGGUUAAAUGGAUUAGUAAAGAUGAACCCAAUAAUAUUCCAGCUUAUCCCUACACUAACAUUGGCGUUGGUGGACUUGUUAUGAACAGUAAAGACGAAAUAUUGGUUGUCAAAGAAAGGUAUCAUCUUGGAUAUCCAUUUUGGAAAUAUCCUGGAGGAUAUGCUAAUCAAGGUGAAGAUUUUGGUGAAACUGCGGAAAGAGAGGUUUGGGAAGAGACUGGAAUAAAAACCUCAUUCGAAUCUGUCAUUGCGUUCAGACAUUCUCAUAGGUUCCAAUUUAAAUGCAGUGAUAUUUAUUUUGUUUGUAAGUUAAAGCCCGCUGAUGAAACGAACAUGACUCCUGUCAAAAAUCUUCACGAAAUUGCUGAUGUUUGCUGGAUGCAUCACAGUGAACUCUUGCCUCACCUAUCACCUUUCAAUGCAUUUAUAUUGAAACAUUUUAUGUCAAUUAGAAAACAAAAAUCUCAAUUGGUUUGUCAAAAGAUGGAUUCUCUAAUUGGUAAUGUUGAUGUUUAUUUUGUUGAAAAGGAUGGGUCAGAAUCUUGACCACAAAAAAUCAUAAUAUGACUAGUUGAGACCAUUGCUCUACAAACUUGGUUUGUUAAUUUUGUUCAAAAAUUUUAUUUUUCAUCAUGAAGUAGUUUUAGACAAUUUUUCAAUUAUUUCCAUUAAAAAUAUACAGAUUUACAAACUAAA